Molecule: messenger RNA, 2148 nt
Organism: Ostrea edulis (European flat oyster)
Lineage: Eukaryota; Metazoa; Mollusca; Bivalvia; Ostreida; Ostreidae
Product: tyrosinase-like protein 1
Exons: 4
Coding region: 1-2148 (715 amino acids)
Molecular function (GO): oxidoreductase activity
Source: RefSeq, a predicted model, not a curated record
AUGAACGCUUGGAGUGAUACCGUACUCAUUUUCCUAUGUCUUGGGCUGUUGGAGUUGUCGUCUGCACUCCUGGAACCAUCCCCUUUCCCGGAGGCCUUACGAGAAUGUUACGAGUUUCGAUCUUUUAAUAUGACGCCAUCUGACGAGGUUACUACCAAAAUACAAAACUUCUGUUACCGACAGUACCAAUACCAACAAAUAGCUGAGGGCAAAAUUAAUUCUCCAACAAACCUCACUCAAGAGGGCGUUAACUACAUUCAUGGACUGUUCCGGCAAAUUUUCAAUGAAGCUCGAGAAGUUGCGAGCUAUAGCGUAAAAUCGAAACGUCAUAAACGACAGGCACUAUUUCCGGGCCGAUUCAGACAGGAAGUGAGAAGUCCAGGAGGCGCCUUUCGACGCUAUGCUAGAUGUAUCCGGAGACUUCAAAGAGAGUCAGUAGAACCGCCACAGGCUGGUCGCAAUACCUACCAAACCUUGUCCGUUCUACAUUCCGGACAAGUUUUAGCCACUGCCCACGGGGGUCCUGCCUUCAUACCUUGGCAUAGGAUAUAUUUACUACUUUUAGAGACGGCUUGUGGUGCGCCUAUUCCCUACUGGGACUCGACAGUUGACCACGACAUGACGGAUCCUACCAUGUCCGUUCUUUGGAGUGACAUGUUUUUCGGAAAUGGUGACGGCGAUGUUAUGACCGGACCGUUCCAAAACAUGAGAACAAUACUGGGAGAUCCACUUGUAAGAAAUAUUGGAACAGGUGACAGUUCCUUGUUCACUAAAGAAGGUCUCUCAGCUGUGUUGAGUCGCAGGAGAUAUCAAGAAAUAGUAGAACCCAAACAAGGCGCCGACUACAUCUUCAGUCUGGAGGGUCAUCACAAUGGCCCACACACAUGGGUAGGGGGCCAUUUAGGUCUCACCAAUACAGCUGCAUAUGAUCCCAUAUUCUUCAAUCAUCAUGCAUUUAUUGAUCACGUGUAUGAAAUAUUUAGACGAAAACAGUUGCGUUCUGGCAUUAAUCCGAGAAUGGAUUAUCCGGCUAUGACUCCUCCUGGGCAUGCUGCCAACGAUUUCAUCGACUUCCGACCCUACUCCAGACCAUUGAGAAAUAUUCAGGGUCUAUCAAGGUUCAUAGCAAACUUAGUAAGAUAUCAACCCCUCCCAAAAUGUCGAAAUAGAUGCAAUCGUAGCCCCCAUUUAUAUUGCGAUCAAAGUAGGUUUGUCUGUGUAUCACGUACCCGCCCAACGUCGAUGUUGCCUGCAGGGGCUCAAGGCUUUGGUGGUUUUAGCACUCAACCAGGUCAAGCUCCCGCCAGCCAAAAUGUUCCAUCAGAAUCACGUACUCGAGCACAGAGCCGUGGACCAAUUCCUGGAGGUGCAAGAUUCCGCUCAUCGCCAUUUUCAGAUAACCGUAAUCGUCCCGAUACAAUUGGUAGCGCUCCCGUUGCUCCCCAAGUAGUUGCUGCUGCUUUCGCUGCCAGAGCCGGCCAGUCACGAAAACGACGCGAUGUGUCUGCAACUCAACAAACUCACUCAUCACUAAACACCAACGUGCGACCAGUUUCUGCACUCCAGCGAUCCUUCACGAAUACUUUUCUAAUUGAUGGUGUGGUCGAGCUCAAACGAUGGGUCUAUAUACCAGUCCGUGUGUUCUACAACAGGUCUACAAAUUUAGAGGGUAGUGAUCCUACUUUUCAUGGAAACCAUCCAAGAGAAACCUUAAACAAUUCUUGUCAUGGAGUGAAUUCGGGAGCUUUUAAAGUGUUUGUAACCUCAAAUGGAUUAAACUAUGUUGGAACGUACAAGGAAUUUGCCAUCGUAGACGAGAGAAAACCAAUUUCUAUCACUACGACAACGGUCGGGAUAAAGAACCCGAAAUACGGUGAGGGAGAGGUGUUGUUUACCGCGUAUGACUCCUGUGGACGGUUGUGUCGACCUCUCUGUCUAACAUCAGUUCAAGGGAAACAACUCUACAAAUCCUGUUCAGCAGUAUUUAAGGUUUCGACUGCAUCACCUAGAAUGUUCUACUUUUCAUAUCAGGAUGCGCUUAUUAAUAACGUACAAGCCAGUAACCUGAUACAUUCUCACGACAAUGACUCCGUUCCUCCUCUCACAUUUGUUUGUGACAAUACAAAAUCCUGGCCAUGGGAAUAUUAA